AUGGCCUCGCGGGGCGGGGGGACACCCGCGGCGAGCGGGGCGAGCGGCCCCGCCGAACUACAGCUCCCACAAGGCCCGGGCGGCCUCUCGCCGCCGCCGCCGCCGCCGCCCCGGAACUACGCGGACCACAAUGCACCGCGCCGCCGGCGGAACUACCCGCCCCACACUGCGCCGCGGCCCCUCCCGGCGCGCGCGCACGUCUCGCGAGAGGCGGCGGGACGCGCGAGGCCUGCGGCCGUUACCGGCUCCAACAUGGCGGAUGGGCGGCCCCGGAUCAGGGCCGCGCUCAGGCGCAGCGGCCGCCACAACGCGCGGGCGGCGGCCCAGACUGGACUGAGUGUAGAAAAUAAGAGUAAAUCUGUCAGAAGCACUUUGGCGAAGCAGAGACUGGCAGUGUUCCCUGAUCUCAGAAAUGGCACACCACGGGUUAUGCUCAAGAGAGUCAUACAGAGCCAACCUCAAGUUUCACCGCUGGCACUUCGGAUAUCUAACCAUGAAGACACACAAGAAGCUCAUUCAGAAGUCCCAUCUAAGAGGGUUUCCAGCAUGGGGGAAUUGCAGCUGCCAGAUGUUGCUCCUGAGGACAGGAUCACUGUAUUCCGCAUGACAAAGAAGAGAAAGAAACUCAGCAUUUCUGAAUUUGAGAGAGCAGCAGAGAGACGACUUCCCCAGUACCAAGCUCAGUCAACGUUGGACAGCACAAUUAUGACUCGAUCCCUUCACAUGUCUGUGGGUUCCUUGCUGGCCCCAGACACCGUUGAAAAGAGGGGCUUGCUCCGGAGGCCAAAAAUCCGCAGGGCUGUUGACAUGCAAGAGUUUGAAGGCAGAGUGGAACAGAACAUGCUGAAGAACAAAGGACAGAACUAUCUUGUGGACUCACCGUCUGCAUCUGGGAUUCGAACAAGCCUCUUGACAAGUGAUGCAGAAAUGAUGAUGAAUAGCACAGAGCUCUUUGUUCAGCCCCAGCUGGAUGAACAGAGCCAAAAUAAAUCUGCUCUUGAACCCCAGCUAUCCAGUUUGAAAACUUCAGCAGAGAGGAGCUUGAUUUCUGAUGCAGAUCAAGAAGAAGCAAGGCUGGAGGGCCUGGUGUCUGGUAUGAGCACAAAAGAGAAAAGAUACUCCAAGAGCUCAAGCCUUGAUCAUGAGCAUGUUGACAGAACGACUGAUAUAUCUCCACAAACCCCUGCAAAAGAGCAAGAAGAAAAGCAAGAUCAUUCCCAUCAGAGUAACCGAGUGGCACAGAUUUCUUUUACUGAAGAGGAGGUGGUUUGCACUGCAGAACAUGGUGCAAAUGCUGGAUAUUCUGAACAUUUGGAGAAGAAACUGUCUGAAAAAGCAGAAUUGCAGAUAACUGCAGCACAAGACAACAGAGGUGAAACAGAAGUGGCUCCUUCAGCAGGAAAGGAACUGGCAGAAGGCAGCGUUGAAACCCACAGCUCUCCCAGAGCUGAACGUGAGAUUACCGUAGGCAUUGGAGCUGAAAGUCUGGGCAGGCACUCUCAUGCCUUUUCCUCAUUUUACAAACCUGAGAUGACUCCAUUAAAUGAAACUGAUGAACAAGAAGGUGAACCACAGGACCAGGCUAUCAUGCUAGAGUUGAAUAAUUCAGUGGAAGAGCCUGCUGAGGAUGAAGCUGAACACCCUGCAAGUCAAGAGGUUUCCAUGAAGACUCCUGCGUUUGUCCGUGCUCCAGCCUCCAACCUCCUGCUGUCAACGCCACGUGUUGCAAAACCUGCUGCUCCCAGGUCUCCCCUGCAGCAGCUGCAGCCCAAGGUAGUUUCAAAGAGGUUGAGAACAUCUGAGAAGAAACCACGUGACCCUCAAAUACCAAGGAGUUUGAUAAAGGAGGCAUUCAGACAUUUUGCUAAAAUGCCAGUGACUAGAGAUGCAUACAGAAUUGUUGAAAAAUGCUCUGAGAGAUACUUCAAGCAGCUGAGCGAUGAUCUGGAAGCUUACACCCACCAUGCAGGGAGGAGGACAGUGGAGGCAGCUGACUUGGAAGUCCUCAUGAGAAGGCAAGGGCUGGUGACAGACAAGACAUCACUGAACGUGCUGAUAGAGCGUCACUUCCCUCUGCAGUACCGGAAGCUCCUGAUUCCAGUUGCAGUGAGUGGAAAUAAAGUGAUCUCCAGCAACUGAAGGUGCAGGGAUGGCCCCUGUGGGUGGGAAGGUGGCCUGCUCCCUUCCCAGGGGCUGGCUGUGGGUUGCUCCAUGGUUCUGCUCCAGGUGAUGCUUUUCCACACAUAACCUGUCAGGCAAUGACUGCUGGCUGUUCUCCUGAGUAGAGGCAGCUUGUGCUGUGUCCACCACACCACCCUGCUGGGUCUCCUCAGCCUUAGUUACACGUCAUUUGACUGUCCCUAUUUUUAUAUGUUACCUUGAAUAUUUGUACAGCUCUGAUAAAUAAAAUGUGUGUAUUCUGUGUGAUGCCAUUGUGCUGAGAGGCUCCUGCAUUGUGGUGUUCAAAAUGUUGGUGCUCUUCAUGCCAACCAGGUGUCUGUGUUUGACACACCUGUGUGGUUUCUGUGGCUCUGCUCCCAUGCCCCUUUGUUUUCCACUGGUGUUCCAGGCAGUUGGUGCAUGUGCUCCUCACACAGGGAAACAAAACAAAACUUCUGUGUAUGAUUGUACUGCUUCCAGGGAGCCUGAACCACAGUAGGAAUGAGAUCUGACACAGCAAAGGGUGCUAAGGAGUGUGACUUUGUACAGCAGUUGAGAAGCUGGGAAAUAAUAAUGCCUGUCACAUGUACCAGUUUCAGAGGGAUGGAGAUGGAUAUUGAGCUUCCUCUUCAGUGUCCUUCUGGGGAGUCAGUGUGAUAGGAGUUGUUUCUCCCCAUCCUGAGGCUGUCCUAAAUCCUGCUGCAAGUGUGGAUCCUCUCUGGAUUAUGCUGUGUGUGUAGUAUAUCUUCCUCAAACAACAGCCAAAUGGCACAAUUUGUAGGGACUCCUGGAAAUCCAGCCCAGCUCUUAACAGCAAGAACUGGAAGUUAAACAGGUUUUGUACAACACUAAAGGACAUAAUGGCCAAUAGAGUUAAAAUCUCUUCAGCAGGCAAUGUCGAUCCAAAGGGCAGGCGUUUUUCAAGGAUUUUUUUUAAACAUAAUUCCAUUAAUUAACAAAGAGCAUUUUUUUACUGAUACAGUGUGACUGAAGUGUUGGAAAGUAAGGGGUCCUUUGAGAAGCUUUGCUGGGAGCAGCGUCUGCACGUCCUGCAGGGAUGGGAUUCUCUUCUCCAGUGGGUGUUAGUUCACUUUCUUCUCACAGGAAGGUGCAACUUCCCAAGGGGAGGAAUGGAACGAGACAGUGCUGUGCACCUGCUGCUUUUCACACUGUUGGGCUGACAUUGGGUUUGAAUGUUACAUGGGAAUUCCUCAACUCACUGGAGCCUUUUCCAUGGACUGGGUGUUUUCCAAACAGUUGAUACCUCUUUGACAGUCUGGAGUCCCCAGAGGUUGUAACUUUUUGUAUCAAACUGGCUUGUACAGAUAUCUAAAUAUAUAUAACUAUAUAUGUAGUCU
This is a messenger RNA of Oenanthe melanoleuca, 3518 nucleotides long. It is a transcript of the gene CENPT, whose product is annotated as centromere protein T. Bases 1 to 2139 code for a protein of 712 amino acids. Gene Ontology annotation, biological process: mitotic cell cycle; chromosome segregation; kinetochore assembly. NCBI's taxonomy places the organism in Eukaryota, Metazoa, Chordata, Aves, Passeriformes, Muscicapidae. Gene Ontology annotation, cellular component: kinetochore. The record is from RefSeq and is a predicted model, not a curated record. Gene Ontology annotation, molecular function: protein heterodimerization activity; DNA binding. The transcript has 13 exons.